CAAGCCUAAAAGGACAUCUAGUCCAGAAAGAAAAAGAGAUCUGGCUAAGUGAAGAGACCAAAGGAAGGGAGGAUCCCCUCUGGGGCUGGCAGGGACGCCCCGUUAAGGUGCAGCUCCUCCCUUCAAGACUGCAAGGAUCUCCCACUUCCUCCGUUUCUCUCUGCCAUGAACUAUCUCCUCCACAGGGUGAAGUCAAGAGAGACCCUGCUUGGAGACUGAUGACGCUGCAGAACGGAGAUUUCCCAUUGGUCCUUCUGCUUCUUCCGCCAAUUUUAAGAGGAAAAAAACAUUUCCGUCCCCAAUUCAGACCCACCGAUUCAGCCUCUGAGAUUGAGCGCAUCUUGGUCUCCCCUCCCGUGGGGGGGAAAGUUGUGGGGCAGCAUCCAUGGGCAAUGCUGGGGUCCCCCUGCUGUUGCUGGUGGGGGUGCUGACCCAGAACCCUGGAAGCGAAGGAGGGAAGAAGCUCCCCCUCCCUGUCUAUUUCUUGUACCAGGAGAAGACUGACUGUCUUUUCCCCCUCGAUGGGAGGCAGCGGGUGCGUUACCUGGACAGGUACUUCUAUGACCGGCAGGAGUUUGUCCGCUUCGACAGCCACAUCGGGAAGCAUGUGGCCAUCACAGAGUUUGGGCAGCCGGAGGCCAAGGAGUGGAACAGCAACAAGAUCACUCUGAUGAUGAAGCGGGCUGAAGUGGAUCGCUUCUGUGCACACAACUACGAGGCGGCCAAGAUGGGGUUUGUGAUUGGCCGAAGAACCAAGCCCACCGUCACCAUCUCCCCCACCAAGAUGGACCCCGCUUCCCCCAACACCAUUCUCCUUUGCAUCGCGACGGGCUUUUACCCUGUGGAGAUUGAAGUCCAGUGGCUGAAGAAUGGACGGCAAGAAAAGGAGGGUGUGGCUUUCGGGGAGGAGCUCCAGAAUGGAGACUGGACCUACCAGCUCCAGGUGAUGCUGGAGACACAGCCCCAGCGGGGGGAUGUCUACACUUGCCAGGUGGGGCAUGCCAGCCUGGAGGCCCCCAUCACUGUCCAGUGGGAGCCCCGUUCCUCCAGCUCUGCCAGGAGCAAGCUCUGGUUGGGGGCUGUGGGGGCUGUGAUAGGAGUGGCUUUCCUGGCUAUGGGGCUCUUCUCCUACCUGAAGAGCAAGAAAGCAAUACUCAUCCAGCCACCUGCAGGUCACUCUGGAGCCUCCCUUUGGACUCCUCGGCUGAACCUGGACCACCUUCAAGUCCCAGGAGAUAAGAUGAAGAGCAAUCCCUGGUCCUAAAGAGGCAGAUUCUUGCUCCAUCCAGUCCCUGCCCAUAAACCACACCCCUGCAGUGUGGACCUGCUUGGGAGGCUGAUAGGGAAAGGGGGAAGCCCGCCCUGUGUUUUUCCUGAAGAGUCUCCAAUUAGAACUUACUUACAUUAAAGGUUUUAUUAUCUAUA
Molecule: messenger RNA, 1425 nt
Organism: Pantherophis guttatus
Lineage: Eukaryota; Metazoa; Chordata; Lepidosauria; Squamata; Colubridae
Product: H-2 class II histocompatibility antigen, E-S beta chain-like
Biological process (GO): immune response; antigen processing and presentation
Cellular component (GO): membrane; MHC class II protein complex
Source: RefSeq, a predicted model, not a curated record